Molecule: messenger RNA, 2260 nt
Organism: Tilletiaria anomala UBC 951
Lineage: Eukaryota; Fungi; Basidiomycota; Exobasidiomycetes; Georgefischeriales; Tilletiariaceae
Product: WD40 repeat-like protein
Exons: 5
Coding region: 54-2216 (720 amino acids)
Biological process (GO): transport along microtubule
Cellular component (GO): cytoplasmic dynein complex
Molecular function (GO): dynein heavy chain binding; dynein light chain binding
Source: RefSeq, a predicted model, not a curated record
AAGUCCCAUUCGCUUUGAAGUACUAGAGAGUCAGGCAGGUGCAGACAUUAAUAAUGUCGUCCCUGGGCAGCGGCGAGUCGCGGCGCAGGGCCGAGAUCGAGGCAAAGCGGGCCAAGCUCGCAGAGCUCAAACGCGCUCGUGAGGAACGCACAUCUCGAUUGCUCGCAUCACGACCCGAAUCGAGAGCAGGUGAUGCUGGUUUGGGUGUGGGAGGGGGAACAGCCGUCAGCACGCCUAGUUCGCGAAAGGACCUCGACGACUUUGUCGCCACGCUCGUCGGAAGCUCGUCCGGACGUGCAUCGAUCGGAGGCGCGUCUUCCCUUGCUGGUGCCAGGAGCCCCGCUGGCGGUGCCCUUGGUCAUUCGAGUCCACGAAAGAGUGCGGCAAUCAGCGCUAGCAGCGAAUAUGGCGGAGAGAGUGAAGGGGUUGGACCUAGUGUGUAUGGGACCACAUUCGUUAAUCGGGCAGACGGAGAGGCGGAGAGGUCCGAGUACUUCCGGCCACCACCUGACUUCGUCCAUGUGGAGACAGAACUGUUCGAGCUUCCACCGCGAGAACGAUUAUACUAUACGAAAGAAGUACAGACAACUUCGAUCAACGCCUUUGCAGAUGACAACUUGGAUGCUGCAGGCGGCGUUGGCAGCGACAUUCGGAUAGGACCCGACGGAAAGCUGCAAGGGCUGACUCCGGCGCAGGAGCAGCUCAUCAGGCAGAACAUCAUCAAGGAGCAGGAGCUCGAAGAGGACGACCACGAGAAAGACAGGCGGCUACAGAAGGAAGAGGAGACGUUGGAACGGGAAAUCGAGGAGGAGAUCAAGACAUACACUCAGGAAGAACUGGCUGCCAUCUAUCAGUCUUCUGAAUUCCAAAAGUUUCUAGAAGCAUCGACUUUGAUCGCCGAGCGUGCACUGACAGACUCAUACGACUAUCUCAAGGACUACACCAAGGUCGGCCUUGCCCCUGGCGAAUCGGACAGCGAGCGAGGGCAGGUGCACUGCGUGCGAACAUUUUGGGAUGAAAAGCUCCUGAAGAACAGGAGCAUUACCGCGAUUGACUGGAGCACGCGACACCCCGAGCUGUGCGUGAGCAGCUACAACAAGAACCCACUCGCCAUAGAUGAGCCUGAUGGGCUUGUGGCAGUAUGGAACAUGCACUUGAAGGACCGCCCGGAAUUCGUAUUCCAUGCGCAGACGGAUGUGCUAUCCGUUUCCCUCUCCCCUUUCCACCCGAAUCUCGUUAUCGGCGGCACAUAUAGCGGGCAGAUUCUCAUGUGGGACACACGAGCGCGAGCGCUGCCGGUCCUCAAGACGCCGCUGUCUGCCUCUGGCCACACGCACCCCGUAUACAGCAUGCAGCUUGUCGGCACACAGAACGCACACAACCUUGUAUCAGCGUCCACCGAUGGUACAGUCUGUACGUGGAUGCUGGACAUGUUGGCGCAGCCGCAAGAGCUCAUCGAGCUGCAGAACCCGAACCAUCAGCGCACACCCGAAGUCAGCGUCACAACACUCUCGUUCCCAGGCCAGGAAACGAACACUUUCUGGAUCGGCACAGAAGAAGGGAACAUUUACAGCGCAGGGCGAUUUGACCGCGCAGGCAGCCGUGCGGGGCUCAACCUCUCCGAAGUUUAUGCCGGCCACGCCGCGCCGAUCACAGGCUUGCACUUUCAUCCCCUUGCGGGGCCGAUCGAUUUCUCAGACCUCUUCCUCUCCUCGAGCAUGGACUGGACCAGUCGGCUGUGGCGCGCAAAUACCAAUACGCGCUCCGUCUCAAGGUCGGCGGGAGGCACGGGCGUUGGCGGUGCCGCAGCUGCCAGCGGACUGCAAGUCACUACGCCGCUCGUCAACUUUGAAGAGUCGACCGAUUACCUCUAUGACAUCAAGUGGCACCCGUCCCAUCCUGCCGUCUUUGGUCAGGUCGACGGCGCAGGCUACUUUGAUAUUUAUGAUCUGAACAGUGACACAGAGCGUCCGAUCGUACGCCAGCAAGCAGGCAAUGGCCGCGCCCUCAAUAAGCUCGCGUGGGAUCGCAAAGAUGGCCGGCAUGCAGCUGUCGGCGGCGCUGAUGGGCGCUUGUACGUCUACGACAUCGGCGAGCUUGCCGCGCCAGCCGACGACGCGUGGUCCAAGAUGCAGGACACGGUCGCCAAAUUGUUGACCCCGAAUGCGGGCAAGACGGCCGGCACUUCUCCGACUAGUAGUGGGCCCAUGCGAUGACCGAAUUGUACAGUAGGACACGUUUUUGGAUCAUAUGCAAACCC